This is a messenger RNA of Paramecium sonneborni, 824 nucleotides long. The record is from the annotation of a GenBank genome assembly. NCBI's taxonomy places the organism in Eukaryota, Ciliophora, Oligohymenophorea, Peniculida, Parameciidae.
AAAUGUUUAAACCUUUAAGUGGUAAAAUAAUCACAGUAAUUGGAUCAUCUGGAUAUGUAGGUUCUAACGUAAUAAAAAGUGCCAUUUAAUAUGGUGCAAUAGUGAAUGGAGUUUCUCGAAGUGGAUAGCCAACAACAUAAUAAAAUUGGACUAGAGAGGUAAAUUGGAUUAAAGGUGAUGCAAUGAAAGCUCAUGAAUUCAAAGAUAUUUUAUAAAAAAGUGAUAUGGUGAUACAUACAAUUGGAACACUAAUCGAUUCGUCAGUUUUAAAAAAUAAGAAACCGUAUUUAAUAUUGAAUAAUUUAGAGGUGAGCAAGGCACUUAUGAACAAAUGAAUAGAGACACCGCUCUUAAUGUUGUUAAAGAAUUGAUGAAUACAAAUGUAAAGUUUGUAUAUGUAAGUGGUUCAGCUCAUCCCCCCUUUUUAAAAAGAUAUUUGACUACAAAACAAGAAGUAGAAUAACAUAUUUUAAGUCUUCAUUAAGUAUUUUUCAAUUUAAAAAUUUCUUAGCAAUAAUAACUUAAUCCUAUAAUAGUUAGACCAGGAUUCAUUUACAGUCUAACUCAAAGAUGGUGGAGUGUUCCAUUAAAAUAUGAUUUGGCUUUAUGGAAAUGUGUACAUGACAAUGCUUCUAGAUUUGUUCCUUAAAAUUCAUUUGUUGGAUAAUUAUUUAAUGAAUUCAAAGUUGAUUCUUCUAUUGAUUUAUAAGAUGUUGUUGAUUCAUGCUUGGCUCCUUUGAAAAUUGAUUUAGUAGGAAAAUCAUUAAAUAACUAAGAAAUGGAAAAAAUUGCUUAAUAAUUUAGAAGCUUAAAAUGAUAAUAGC